UUAAAAUGUUGUCCGUAAAUUUUGUAGACGUUUUAUUGAAUUAAAAUUAAAAUUUUUUCUCUGUCAAGGGAUUGCUUGGGGUUAUGCAACUUUAAAGACAUUUUCCCUAGCUUCAACCAAUCCAAUUCUCAGACUCAGCCGCUACCAAUUUCACUACCACUCCAACCCUCUUCUUCUGCAAUCCCAUGAUUGAUCAACUCGCCAUCAUCACUUUCACUUUCUUCCUCUGCACCAAUUUUACACAUAAAACAGACAUCACAAAACUCUGUCUUCUUCCCCAUUCACACACCACUGCAACAGGGACCUCUCUCCAUCACACGCCUUCUACUUUUCCACCUCCCCUUCCAACAUUCCAACAACACAGACUAAUCAAUCGAAAAAAAAUUAAAAUAAAUAACGGGUAAGGAUAGAAGGUGAAGUCGCGCAGUGGUGGAAGGGAACGACGAUGGUAGCACUGACGUUGUCCCCAGUCACGAUUAGCAACAGCUGUAGGUGGGGCUCGACAAAGAUCAAGACACGGUGGCUGGAUUUGAUGUUUUCACGCAAGAAAAUAGGAGGUGACUAACGUUGUUGACACGACAAGCACUUCGACUCCAAUUGUGUCGUCGUCGAAAGCUCAGACCGGCAAGAUGACGGGCGGCGGUGAGGCACUGGAUUCCGAUCGUGGUGGCUUGCGGAUGGAGAAGGAGAAUGGGGAAGAAAAGUUCCUUGUGCGUUGAUAAAGAAGGCCACACGUGAAAAUAUUCUUCUCGAGGUAACCUAGUCAAGAACGAAAUUUCAAAAAAAAAAAGAAGCUAAAGAUAACAUAAAAAAUAUAUCAACUUAAUAUAAAUGAUCAAAUUGUUUUUUUUAAAUAGAGACUAAAUUAAACACAAAAAUGAUAGAAGGAUUAAAAUAAAUUAAACUGAUAAAUUAGAGAAGUCAAUCACUCAUUAACCGAUCUAAAAAUAAAAUAAAUUAGAUUCUCGGUUAUUUUUUCUAAAAUUGUCAAAUAACAAAGAAUCUAUGACGAAUUUGAGACGGAGAAAAGGAUUAAAACUCAGAAAAAGUGAAGUAGAAAAUUAUUCCACACAAGUUUUCAACCACGCUGAGUGUGGUAUUGGUUGGGUUGGGUUCCAAACUCAUCGGCUUCUUCAUUCUCUGAUCGGAGCUGUUGCCUUCUCUUUGCGACCUUCACCACACCAUGGCCACUCAACCCACCAACCAUCCAAACUCAGUAUACGAUUUUAAUGUCAAGCAGGAUACUAAAGGUGAUGAUGUUGAUCUUGUCACUUACAAAGGAAAGGUAUUGGUCAUUGUUAAUGUUGCUUCCAAAUGUGGCAUGACCAACUCAAAUUAUGUGGAGUUGAAUCAACUAUAUGAGAAGUACAAAGACAAAGGGCUGGAGAUUCUGGCAUUUCCAUGUAAUCAAUUUGGGGAGGAAGAACCUGGAAGCAAUGAUCAAAUUAAGGAGUUUGUCUGCACUCGCUUUAAAUCUGAAUUUCCCAUCUUUGAUAAGAUUGAAGUGAAUGGGGACAAUUCUGCUCCUUUAUAUAAAUUCUUGAAGUCAGGUAAGUGGGGAAUAUUUGGGGAUGAUAUUCAGUGGAACUUUGCCAAGUUUCUAGUUGACAAGGAUGGGCAAGUGGUAGAUCGCUAUUAUCCCACCACAUCUCCUCUUAGCCUUGAGCGAGACAUCCGUAAGCUACUUGGUUUGUCUGAAUGAAAGGAUUCAGCUGGGAGGAGAGGGUGUGAUGAACGUCAAAGGAUCUAGUAUUGACUUUGUUAUGUUACCCUUGAAAAAUCUGAUUUUGUGCAUAAAGGUGUUUUAUCAUCUGAACAAGAUUUGUUUAUUCCCAUCGAUAACAUGAUGUCUGGUUUGGUUGUGCUUA
Molecule: messenger RNA, 1868 nt
Organism: Vigna angularis (adzuki bean)
Lineage: Eukaryota; Viridiplantae; Streptophyta; Magnoliopsida; Fabales; Fabaceae
Product: probable glutathione peroxidase 8
Exons: 6
Coding region: 1184-1702 (172 amino acids)
Biological process (GO): response to oxidative stress
Molecular function (GO): glutathione peroxidase activity
Source: RefSeq, a predicted model, not a curated record